CAUCUUCAGCAUCCUCAGCCUCAGAGCGUGGACUAACCGACCCGCUCCGGAUUAACCGCCGGAUUAUCGUUUUUAAAGGGAAUCCCGGCAGCACGAGCCCAGCAGCUUUACGUUUUUACUGGAUUUUUGUUUGUGAUUCGUGUAAAAAUGCUUCUGGAACGCGAGGACAGCUUCAUGUCGGAGUUUGAGGACGCGUGCAGCGCCUGGGUGGACAGUGUGGGCUCGAGCCUCAGCGACCCCGCAGACUCGGACGUGGGAUCACCUUUCUGCCAAGUUUUCUCUCCGGGCACCGACGCCUCUGACUCAGAUUUCUUCUCCGACUUCAGCGACUGCUCCUCGGACACGCUCUCGCCCUCCCUCGGCUACACCGGCAGCUUUUUCGCGGAGCCGGAGGCGGCACCGGCGGGACUGAGCAGCACCGCGGACGCGAUCCUCAACAUGAUCACAGAGAUCGUGGGAAUCUGCACAGAGAUGGAGCAGCAGCAGCAGCAGCAGCCCGCCACCAACACCAUCACCUCCACCACCUCUGCAGCCUCCAGCUUCGCCCCAGCACCUGUCCUGGACCUCCCUCCACCCCUGCCUGCCGCCCAGCAGCUGCCCUCCACCUCCGCUUCCCUGCCAGCUGUGGUCAAGAGCGAGUUUGUGGCUUCCAGUUGCAGCAGCGGGUGUGAGCCGCUCUCCACAGCCGGAAACGACGCGCUGUACCCUUCCAGCGCGGACUCGCUUCUGCCGCUGUCAGCUCUGGAGCAACAGGUAGAUGUGGCGGAUCUAAUCGACUCGCUGCUGAGCGCUGACGCCGCACAGGGAGACCUAAAGCCCUUAUGCGAGGUGAAGCAGGAGCCGCUGGGGCUGGAGGACUGGCUGAAGAGCCUGUCCGCCGCUCCCGUUACCGGGGGAGAUUCCGGCAGCUACGUCAUCAACAGACCGCCGAUAAAGACGGAGCUCGUGCAGAGCGGGAGCGACCUCCACUGCGCCCCCUCCUCCCUCCCCUCAACCCUCGACUCCCAGCUGCUCUCCUCCCUCCUGCAGGGCGUGUUCCCGAUAGUCAACAUCGGCGGCGUGCACGCGGCAGCAGCCCCCAAGCUGUCGCGCGGAGGCAGGCGAGCCCCCGCGAAGGGGGGGCCGAAGGCGAAGCCGUUCCCGUGCUCCGUGCAGGGCUGCGAGCGCCGCUUCUCGCGCUCCGACGAGCUCAACAGGCACGUGCGCAUCCACACGGGACAGAAGCCGUUCCAGUGCACCAUCUGCGCGCGCAGCUUCAGCCGCAGCGACCACCUGACCACGCACACUCGCACGCACACCGGAGAGAAGCCCUUCUCCUGCGACGUGUGCGGAAAGAGGUUCGCGCGCAGCGACGAGAGAAAAAGGCACGGGCGCGUGCAUGUCAAGCAGCAGCUGCGCGCACAGAUGAUGGCCGCCUACUCCCUGGCCCUGAACGCGCCUGGCGUCUAAAAGCAAAGAACAACAGCAGACGAGCUCGCUCAGAGCUUCAGGAUUUGAACCGUCGACCGGAAAGCGUCCGAGACACCUUUCCACAUAACGUCACAUCGUGGACGAUUUUGGCUGGACCCGAAAGAGGAGGAGGACGUGCCAGGCGUUUACAGGUGUUCGGGGGACUACCAAGUGCACGUUUUGGUUCCUCUCAGGGCGCAUGCGCAAGCGCGGUCCUGCAGCUGGACUGUGAGCAGGGCCGCACAGGAGAGGGCUGUACCGCAGGUGCCACUGACGUGUUUCCUGUCUGCGCCCGCCUGCCUGCUUACUGUGGUGGACUGUUAAAGGAGCAGUCCGCUGCCCGCUGGGAGGUUUCUCCUGUAAAAUACCAACCUGUGACUUUUCUGCAUGAGGACGUGAAGAAAUGUAGACGUCAGAAUGUCGUGCUUUGUUUUGACUGCUAUUUUUAUGUGAACAUCUUUAUAUUCGAGGAGUUCUAUGUUUGUAAGAUAGCUCUAUUUUUCUAGAUGGCUCGUCUACCUCUUCGUGUUUACAAUCAGAUUGUAUAUAUUUCUAAAGAUGAAUGUGCUGCGAUGUCACUCUUUCUUUUCUAUGAGACUGAUUAUGAAACCAACGGUCGCGUCUUUGGACGCUGACUGAACUUUAUAUUACUGCGGGUGCAGGUCUGAGCUGCACCGGUGCAUCGUGUUGUUUGUACUGUGACGGUGGAAAAAAAAACUGAACACAUACCAGCUCAGUGAGAGCUGAGCUCCAAGUAGCACACAUGGUUGUGCAGGUUUACUGUUCCCUCGUUCUGCAUGGAGGCUGCUGUCGCUGUCAAUAAACAAACAAACAAAGAGUGAGCGUGUCCGACUAAUUCUUCUGCUGCUUCAUAACACAGGUCUAAUUUAUAUGGGUCUGUACGGGGGGGGUUCAGGCUCUCUUCACUCAGAGGUGAUAUGAGGGGGCACUCUGUGUUUUUCUUUGAUUUCCACCCACUCACCAG
This is a messenger RNA of Haplochromis burtoni (Burton's mouthbrooder), 2434 nucleotides long. Its product is annotated as early growth response protein 1. Gene Ontology annotation, molecular function: DNA-binding transcription factor activity, RNA polymerase II-specific; RNA polymerase II cis-regulatory region sequence-specific DNA binding. The transcript is spliced from 2 exons. The record is from RefSeq and is a predicted model, not a curated record. NCBI's taxonomy places the organism in Eukaryota, Metazoa, Chordata, Actinopteri, Cichliformes, Cichlidae. Gene Ontology annotation, biological process: regulation of transcription by RNA polymerase II. The coding region runs from base 148 to 1449 and encodes 433 amino acids.